Molecule: messenger RNA, 2160 nt
Organism: Caenorhabditis remanei
Lineage: Eukaryota; Metazoa; Nematoda; Chromadorea; Rhabditida; Rhabditidae
Exons: 10
Coding region: 1-2160 (719 amino acids)
Biological process (GO): magnesium ion homeostasis
Cellular component (GO): intracellular membrane-bounded organelle
Source: RefSeq, a predicted model, not a curated record
AUGUUGGCUCUUCGUAUUAGUUUCACAAUCAUAAUUCAUCUAAUCUGGAGUACAUUUCAAGCACCAACUGAUAUUAAUCUCGCCGGAGUCCGCCUUGAUUCCUCAGGUGAUUUGGAAGUCACUCCGAAUCAAUCAUUCGCUAUUCGAGUGUUGGGAAACAAUAUUCCGCGAGGAGGAGACUUUUAUUUUACAACUGCCACCACGUGUGAGGAUGCAUACCUCCCCAACAACGACAAAAUCAGUACAGUACCCGCUGUUUCUCUACAUUCGGCAUGUUCCUUUGCAGUUCUUGAAGUCAGAGAUGGACUUCCAUUCAAUGUUUCUUCGAGUACAUACCAUUUAUGUUAUAAGGGCUUUAACGCGUAUACGGAAGAAUUUCUAAACAUCAAGUCGACAGAUCCGACAACUCAAACAUUUGGACUGGAUUCUGUGAUUGUCUGUUGUUUUUGCAUUUUGAUGUCGGCGUAUGCUGCUGGAAUGACACUUGGAUAUAUGAAGUUUUCGAUUGUAGAGCUGAAUAAUUUAGUCAAUCAAGUGGAUGCUUCCUUGGCGAAAAAAGCUCGUCGAAUCCUCGUCGUUCGUCGUCAAUCCAAUUACCUUGUCACCUCAUUCUCCCUGUUCUCCUCUAUUUUCACAGUACUUUUCACUACGAACGUCGAGAAAAUGUUGAAUGGAGCACCGAAUGAAGCAGUUCUGAAAAUCGUCGUUCCCGCGUUGAUUUCUUUAAUUUUUGCAGAAGUUAUUCCACAGGCAAUAUGCAAUAGUAAAUUCGGUUUCGACCUAGCCUCCGGUUUAUGGUUCGUCAGUUACUUCAUCUUCAUUGUCACUUUUCCAAUUGCCUAUCCGGUUUCUCGUGUGCUCGGAAGAUUCUUGAAGAGAGAUGUUCGUGAAGUUCUGACAGAAGAGGAGAAGACGUGCAUGAUUCAGAAUAUGGCAAAGAAUGCGAAUGAAAAAGUGAAAACGAUUCUGGAGAACGCCACGACAUUUGCGAAUAAGAAAGUCGGAGAGUUGAUGGUUCCGAUUGAUGAAGUCUUCAUGUUGUCAAGGUCUCAGAAACUGAAUAGAUCGACUAUCCUCACACUCGUCGAGAAAGGAUACACUCGAAUUCCAGUCUACCAUGACAAAAACAAAAAUACAAUCGUUGGAUUGUUGAAUAUGAAAGAUCUGAGGCUGGUAGCUGGUGACUUGGGUAGAGAGCCGACGGUUCGAGAAGUACUUCUUCAAUUGGAAACACUCAAAGAGAAGAAUAAAAAAGCGAAAUUCGUGGCGAAAUAUGUGAAUGUAGAGAUGAAUGCACAGCUUCUUUUGAAUCAGAUGAGGACUGGAGACUUUCAUUUUGCAUGUGUCGUGAAGUAUACGAGUUAUGAAUCGAAAGUAAUCGGAAUCAUCACAAUUGAAGACAUUCUGGAAGAACUCUUUGGAAAGAUCGAUGAAAACAAUCAGCGUCGCGUGCGCUCUUCCGUCGACGAUCGUGCUGAUAACGCAGUGAUUGGAUGGUGUCGAGAGGCUGGAACUGACAAGAACUAUCCGUUAUCGUUUUCUCAACAACUCCGUGUUCUACAGUAUCUUCUGGAAGAGUGCCAAGUUUUGAAAAGUUUGGAGAUUGGAUACUUGAAAUGCCGACAGAUAUUGGCAGUGGAGAGAAUUCGAAUCGCUAAGAAAGAUGAAGAGUUGCCACUGGGAGAGGGUUUCCCAGAAACACUACUAGUGAUUUGGAAAGGCAAGGUUUCGGUUACGAAUGAUUCUGGAUCAUUCGAUCAAGAGAUUAAGGUGCCCUCUGCGAAAAGCACCUCCAAAGACCAAGACGAAAAAACAGUGAAACCUAAUGUUCCUGUUCUGAUCGCUGGGAAAGAAAUUAUGAAUAGUCUAAUGAUAAGACUGGGAAGUCCGUUUCGUGAAAUAAUCAACGAAACAGAAUACACCAGAAAAAUCGUCGCGCUUUCAGAAGUUCAUUACUUUAAGCUUCGCAUCGAAGACCUUCUCAAUGCAAUAAAUGGAAGUGUCGAAGCAAAGAAAACUGAUUUCGUACAGCCAGCAGAUAGCUUGAUUCAACGUUUGAACUCCCGCCAAACAUCAUCGACUCACACACCAAAAACGAGAACACCUCCGAGAAGUGGACAACGAAUGUCACAGGAUGGGAAAGCUGAAAUUUUGAAUUGA